Messenger RNA from Clunio marinus, 1613 nucleotides. The record is from the annotation of a GenBank genome assembly. Lineage: Eukaryota; Metazoa; Arthropoda; Insecta; Diptera; Chironomidae.
AUGUGUGUAGAUUCCGUAGAAAGUAAUCGAGAAGGUGGAGCAAUGUACAUUGAAACUUCGCCAUCAAAUCCUGAUGGAUAUGUACCGAAUAAUAAUUUAUUUGGUCCUUGGAUUGACAGCCCAACGCAGGAAUGUUCUGCAUCGUCUCCUGUUUGUGGUAAUAAUUGUGCACUUCCAUUAUCGUCACUUCACGGAUCAGAUUUCGUUGAUUGCGGAAACUGUCUCAAUUUUGAUCACUCGCUUAGUCUCACACAACCAAUUGGUACCCACACAAGUUACUGGAACGACGAGAUGAGUUCAUUCGCUAGUCUACCGCCACUUGAAAUGGAACCUUUGCCAAGUCUUUUUCCAUUCUCUCCUUGUGGUUCGGCUAGUUACAAUCGUCCUGAAAGACCUACGCAUGAUGUCGCAGAUGUUCUUUUAUCUCUUAAAAAUGCAGUUCUUAAGCCAGGUGUUGAUUCUCACUCAUGUCAUCAAUCUCAGUCGCUUCAGUCUUCAGGGAAUUAUGGAACAUCUCCAAAUGGCCUCUCAUAUACAGUUCACCACCCACAAAUUCUACUCUCACCUUCACCCCACCAUCAUUAUUAUCAAUGUCAUCAAAAUCAAGCACAGAAUGGAUACACUUCAAAUGGAUAUUAUGACUCAGGAAAUUCUUGUAAUGGCCAUCAACAUUAUCCAGGUCUUAGACCUAUGAGUGUCAAUGUAUCAAUGAACAUGACAAUGCACGGGUAUAGUGAUGGUCCAUGUUCUCAGAUGCAAUGGAAUCCUCCACCAAAUCCAACACCAUCUUCGUCAUCAUCUCUUAAUGUGUUAUGUCCGCCGCCAUUCAGUCCCGCUCAACCAUAUCCAGGUGCGACUUAUUCUUUCACCGCUGAUUUCCGGCCUACAGCCAAUGGCGGACACUCAAAUAACAAUGAAAUUUCAGCACAAGAAAAUAUCGAAGAGCCGUUAUUAGAACCAGUGAAGAGUUCAAACUCGCCACUUCCGGUUAUCGAACAGAAACCAUUUUUUCAAAACAGCACAUGUUAUGGCACACCAAAAACUUCACCAACAUCUUACGAGGUCAAACCAAAUAUUUCGUCACCAUUGAAGAAUCAACAAACGAUGGGAUAUGAAGCAGCAGAAGAUGACAGUAACAGUAAUGAUGAUGGGAGCUUAGGGAAACCUAAUCUAUGUCGAUUAUGUGGCAAAACUUAUGCUCGUCCAAGCACAUUGAAAACACAUCUCAGAACACACUCAGGUGAACGGCCGUAUCGAUGUCCCGAUUGUAAGAAAAGUUUUUCACAAGCAGCGAACUUGACAGCACAUGUUAGAACACAUACUGGUCAAAAACCAUUUCGAUGUCCUAUUUGUGAUCGACGAUUCUCUCAAAGUUCAUCGGUUACAACUCAUAUGAGAACACAUUCAGGCGAACGACCAUAUCGAUGCAGAGCUUGCAAAAAAGCUUUUUCUGACUCAUCAACUCUAACGAAACAUUUGCGUAUUCACAGUGGAGAAAAACCAUAUCAAUGCAAAUUGUGUCUGCUGCGUUUCAGUCAAUCGGGAAAUUUAAAUCGUCACAUGAGAGUUCAUGCUGGUACUGGAAAUUUAGUCCCAUGACAUAAAAACAUGAA